Molecule: messenger RNA, 1134 nt
Organism: Eruca vesicaria subsp. sativa (arugula)
Lineage: Eukaryota; Viridiplantae; Streptophyta; Magnoliopsida; Brassicales; Brassicaceae
Source: the annotation of a GenBank genome assembly
AUUAGUCUCUAACAUCGUCCGAAGAAGGAAGAGGCUAGAGCAUCCAUUUUUCUAUUAGGGUUUUCCUUCUUUGUUUUAUAUAUAAUAUUUAAUUUUACAAAGAAACCUUAAAAAGAUCCUGCAAAUCUUGGCGGCAAAAAUGUCAAUGGGAGGGAGGAGCAAAGUGAAGUUCAUGUGCAGUUUCGGCGGCAAAAUCCUCCCCAGACCUUCCGACGGCCUUCUCAAAUACGUCGGCGGCGAAACUCGCGUCAUCGCCGUCUCUCCAGACAUCACCUUCCUCGAACUCACCAAGAAGCUGACGGAGAUGACAGAGAACGACAUGGUCCUCAAAUACCAAAUCCUCCCCGAAGAUCUCGACGCCUUAGUCUCCGUAAAGUCCGACGAAGAUCUCAAACACAUGAUGGACGAAUACAACCGUCACCACGAGUCUCCCAAACUCCGAACCUUCUUGUUCCCAGCGAACCCAACGGUGGUUCUUGACAAUCAGUUAGGUGGUCCUAUCGAGCCUCAGACGAUAGAGCAACGUUACAUCGAAGCCAUCAACGGCAUUCUUCGCAAGACUGCUCCAAUCAAGACACGGCCUUCUUUCACCCUAUCUGCUUCCACGUCUCCUAAAUCUGAAUCAUCACCCGAUGGACACGGUCCUGAUUUGGGUAGCAGCUACCAGUUUAGUCGGCUUUACCCGAUGCAUAGAGUACGAAGCAGUCCUAACAUCUCACAGCAGAUACAGCAGCCACACAACCAUCACCACCACAAUAGUGCUUACUUUCAGCAACCUAACUACUUGACUUGUAGACUGCGGCCUCCACCGCCGCCACAGUUAGAUUUCCCUAGAGGCGCAGGAUGGGAUCCACAGGGUGGUGGUGGUAAUGGAAAGUACGGGAGCAGUGAGGAACGUAGGUUAUGGGGUAGAGCAAGCAGUGUUCCUCAGAGUCCUAGGAGCCAUGGAUUUCGUCUCUGAUCUUGCUCCUCCACCCAUCUGUGUAAUGUAUGUAUAUAUGGUCUUGUGUUUUGUUGCUAUGCAGUUUCGACAUCUUUGUGGAAUGGGAUGCAAGAGGUUCGGUUUUGUAAAGCUGAAAAGAAUUUGUGGAUUCACUUAUGUGUUUAAAGACAAAGUUUGACUCUUACCAUUUG